AUGAAGACAGUGAGCGCUUUGAGUGUUCUUCUCCUGUGCGGAGCGGCCGUCGCUCAAGGUUACGGUAAUGGUGGAUACGGUAAACCACCAGCGCAGGACGUCCCAACCACAACGAAAGGUGAUUCUUGUAGAAGAAAGGAUAGGAGAAAAAUUAAAUAUUUUAGGAUACUACACUCCACCAGCGGCGGACGUCCCAUCCACCACUACCACAACUCGUGAGUUAGAAAUAAAAUAUUUUCCGAAAGAAAUGUGGUGAAAAUUUUCAAUUUUCAGGCCGACCAGUGACAAGGACCACACAGGCGUACAACGGUGGCUACAACCAGCCGUCGACGCCUUCCCAAGACGUCCCAAGCACCACCACCAGACGUAAUUUUGAGCAUCGGAACGGGAAAAUAGUGGAUUUUUGAGGCUACACUCGACCCACCACGACUACUGGAGCUCCGGUUUACGGUGGUUACGGUCGCCCUUCGACUCCUUCUCAGGAUGUCCCGAGCUCCACCACUAGACGUACGGUGAUAAUAUUUCGAAAAAAUCUUCAUUCUUUGCCAUAUUUUUGUGUUUUUUUUUUUUUGACUUGCCUUGCUGCUGCGAAAACUUUUAGUGGCCACUUUAGGGUUUCGACGUUUAAGGGGCCACUGUAGCAGUCGAGUUAGAAUUACUGAAGAGAGAACUACUAUAAUAGCCACUAAGACGCAAAAGAUGGUCAGUGGCCACUUUAGUGUCCUCCUCAUUUAUUCUUUGAGAAACUUCUCAAGUUUUUCCAGUACCUUUCAUUCUACAGUUAUUAAAGGCGCAUAACAGGAUUCAUAAGCUCAAAUGAGAAAAAAUGGUGUACAGUAUCCUAGAUUCAAACUCACGAAAAACAGACGUUAGUGAUUCAAAAACGCAGUCCAGCAGGUCGAAUUUAGGUAUUUUUGCUCAAAGUUUCACUUUUCGACGAGAAAUCUUCCUUUAUACUUUAUUGAGAUAUUCAAAGAAAAUUUUAAAAAACUUUGAUAAAGCUAUCAGGCAGAUGAUAGUUUUUCAAAAUUUCAAAUAUAACAGAAUUGUUAUGAUUUACAACUCGUGAAAAUUGAAGGGAUUCAAUGAAGGAUGAAUACGAAGCCUCGAAAAAGUUUCGUGGGCUUUUUAAUUUCAAUCUGAAACGUAUUGAAUGUUGCAAAGGAGGCUCAUUUCAUUUCAGCGGUUUUCUUGGAAACUCAUGAAAUUAAUGCUCACUUUUUGGAAUGAAAGAUCAGAGAGAGGAGAUUCUCCUUUUUUUAAACGUUCUGAAACGAACUUUAGGGACAUCAAAUGCUCAUAUAGCCUAUUCCGCGCCAGCUUGUCACGUUUUUCUGCCCGCCAAAAAGACCGUAUACCAAAUUAGAUCAAAUUUCUGCGUUUAUAACGGCAAGAAACAAAGGUCUUGAAGCGAAAGUUGGUUAAAUUUGACCCGGCCUUUUGGCGGAAAGAAAACGUGACAAGCUAGCGCGGAAUGGCCUAUAGUUUUGUACUAAAAGUCUUUUUACUUGACUAAUUCUCACUUUCACGCUUAUUUGUUCGUCUUCCGACUUGUAUUCCAACCUUCCUAUCGGAGAAAAUGAAUGAGAAGCCCUCGGAUAAUUUAAAAAAAAGGCCAUUUUUUGAAUAAAAAAAAUUUCAGGCUACACUCGCCCUACCACCACGACCACUGCUCCAGUUUACGGUGGUUACGGUCGUCCUUCGACUCCCGCUCAGGAUGUCCCAAGCACAACUACCAGACGUAUGGAAUUCUUUUCUGAGAGCUAUGGUGGAAGAAUGAUUCUAAAAGAAUCUCAAAAAACUAGGCAACUGAGAGAAAAUAACAGUAGGAAGUCUCGGAAGUACUCGUAGAAUAUAUAUGCCAAUAUUUUUGCAUUUUGAUUCGCAUGACUCAUAGGAACUACGGAAAAAAUGACUCUUUGAAAAAAAAAAACUUUUCCAAUUGAUCACUAGAGGGGUCUAUUGGACAGGACAAUGAUUUCUUGAUUUUUCUACAGUAACACAAGCAUUUGGAAAGAAAAACCUUUACUCGAACCUUGAUUGAUAACUCGACGCCCCUCUAGUGACCUCUUGAAAAUUAUUUCUUUUACUUUUUUUCUCUGCUUUUUAAAAAUCUGUACUUGGGUCAUUGGUCAUUCCCAAAAGAAAACGGAAUAUUUUAGGCUACACUCGCCCUUCCACUACGACCACUGCCCCAGUGUACGGUGGAUACGGUCGCCCUUCGACUCCCGCUCAGGAUGUCCCCAGCACCACCACCAGACGUAAUUUGGAGCUUCGGAACACUGAAAUAGAGGCAUUUUAGGCUACACUCGCCCAACCACCACUGAAGCGCCAGUCUACGGUGGAUACAACCAGCCGUCGACGCCCUCUCAGGACGUCCCAAGCACCACCACCAAACGUACUGAUUGAGGAUUUCUUAAGGAUAACAGUAGGAAAAACGCAUGGAAAAUAAUUAGGAAAAAAUUGAGUUUUCAAGUUGAAAAGUAGUGGGAAAGAUUUUAUUGAGUUUUUGAUUAGAAAGAAGAUUUCAGACUGAUUUAUAGAUUGCUUGUGCCAUUGAAAAGAGGGUCCUGAUAAGAUGAGAAAAGAGUGGCUGAAUACUGUAGGGCACAGAUAGGCCACGCCCCUUAGCGUCCCGGGAAUCUGCGAUAAACUCUAUCAGGAAACAAGAAAAUCCCUCAUUUCCCGAAAACUAGUAACUUUUUAGGCUGUAGCUUUCAAAAUCUUUCAUCCUGAGAAAGUCUUGAACAAUUCUUUAGUGAAAUGAGCAAUUUCACCUCCUUUUUGACGUUUCACCCUUGGUACAUCUACAAUUUCAGGCUACGCUCGUCCUUCCACCACGACCACCGCUGCUCCAGUCUACGGCGGAUAUGGUCGUCCUUCGACUCCCGCUCAGGAUGUCCCAAGCACCACCACCAGACGUAACUUGGAGCGUCGGAAUCGAUAACUUCAAGAUUAACUUUAUUAGGCUACACUCGCCCAACGACCACGACCGAAGCUCCAGUCUACGGUGGAUACAACCAGCCGUCGACUCCCUCUCAGGAUGUCCCAAGCACCACCACCAGACGUAAUUUGGAGCUUGGUACAUUUUUAGAAAAGUCAUUUUAGGCUACACUCCCCCAACGACCACGACUGGAGCUCCAGUCUACAGAGGCUUCGAUGACGUCACCACGACGACUGUCCGCUCCCACUACAGACCUCAGGUUCCGGCCCGUGACGUCACUUUCGAAUCGCUGCCGGCUCAACGCUACGGACAGCAAACGACUGCCGCCCCGCAGACGACCACCUUCCGCUACGUCCUGAACGAGGCCGCCGCUGCCGCCUACUGGGCCACCGCCUUCCAUCCCAAGUCGAGCACUGCCGCUCCGACCACCACCACGACGGCUGCUCCAGCUUCUGACGCUCCUCAGGUACUGACAAAACUGGGUUAGGACACUAAUUUGAGCUUUAGAAAUUCUUGUGAAUAAGAGGUCAUAAAACACGGCUAAGCUUCUUGAGCUCCUCGAGUCUAAAAGAAAUACUGUUAAGACACAAAGUUGAGCGUCGAGCUUUGAAAUUUUGAAACACUUGAACUUUUUGAUGCUAUAAUUAGAUGGUAGAUCAUGCUUCUAAGCGGGUUAGCAGAGGUUUCUGAUGUGCGUCAGAUACUCCAGAGAACUGUAGACAGUGGCUCAGGAAAGAUAGUCAGAAUGAGCUAAAGUCCAAUUUUACGAAAGACUCCUUUCAGCUGAAACUUUUAGAAAGGACUUUACUGGCCUAAUCUAUUUUUGGCGUUGAGUUCAGACUGAAAGAAGCUUUGAAGCUGAAUCUUCCAGAAAAUUCUUAAAAAUCUAAAUUUCAGUACAACGGCUACUUCUCCGGCAUCAAGGAGGCCGCUCAACAGCUCGAGCACGACCUGGAGAGCACCGUCGUUGGGUAAAAUAAUCUUUCUUUCGCCCCGAUUUCAAAUCAAUAUUUUAAAGUGGCUACGACGUUCCGGCUUCGGACUUCCCCGUUGUCGACGUUACCACGACAACGACUGCCGCCCCACAAACUGGUUAUUGA
Caenorhabditis auriculariae is the source of this 4044-nucleotide messenger RNA. Lineage: Eukaryota; Metazoa; Nematoda; Chromadorea; Rhabditida; Rhabditidae. The record is from the annotation of a GenBank genome assembly.